AUGACUUCCGAAAAGAUCCUCCUUCCCGAGAUCUGGGACAAUAUCUGUGGCCAUCUCACACCCCCAAGCCAUGCAAAUCUACGCCUCGUUUCAUCAACAUUCAACAACAUCGCUUUACCAUGGAAAUACAGAAGCAUACGUCUGGAAGCAUUCGGACCAUCUGUCCAACGCUUCAUCAACAUCGCCAAAACCCCCGAGCUUCGUGACCUAGUCCGAGAAGUCACCAUAGACACCCGUGUCGAUCUCAACUGGGAAUACGCCAGGAACGGCAGCUACCCUUUCCCUACAGCUUUCAUGAACGCGCUGCCCUACCUGAGAUACUUCACCAGCGUUACGGCUCUACACAUCCGCUUCGAGGAACACUGUGGCAAUCAAGAGGAAGAUUAUAAAUUAAGUAUCGAGGAGACCUACAUCUUUCGGUACAAAGUCCUCGAUACCAUUUUCCACUGCGCUGCGGGUUUGUGGACACUCGAGAAGCAGCUAAAGAUGGAUGAGGAACUCGAUGAAGAAAGAUAUAUAUGCGAAGGCGAUGAGAAGUCCGACUACAGUGAUCAAGAUCUUCAGUUUCGUGGUUCUUGCUUUGCACUUCGGGAAUUGACCAUUGCUAACCUGGCCGACUAUGCCGAUGCGGAUAUCUCGGAGUCCAAGGCGUGGCAAAUAAUCAUGGCUCUUCCAACCCUCAUCGACCUGAAGCUUUUUAUCACGACGGAAGAAGAUGAUGCUGCGCCAGAGAACGAGGUUUACCUUGUCGAAAAAUACGACUUCUUUGACAGUCUGCCCUUAACAUGGCUGUCCCCAAACCUCACUCAGAACUUGAGGGUCUUGUCGUUAUAUUUUAAAGACUACUGGGGUUGGUUCCCAUUCUUGGAUCUCCGCGACUUUGGCCACGAGUCUCCAUUUCCACAACUCAAGGUCCUCGCAAUGGGUAAAUACGUCUUCACUCACGAUUGGCAGGUUGAGUGGUUUCACAACAUUGGAAAAGAGAACGGCAGUGGAGGAUUGGAAGAGCUAUACCUCGAUGAUUGUCCCAUUCUGUUCCAUGCGAGGCAUGAGGCUAUUGACGAGCACGGGUAUCCUGAUUACCUUCCUGUUAUAGAGAGGGAUACGUCUGAAGAGCAAGAGCAUGACUUCCACCUUCGAUGGCACCAUGUCCUUGCACAAUGGAAGGAUUCAAUGAGAGGACUCAAAGUGUUCCGAAUGGGUCAUGGAUCAUGGUGGAUGCGGCCGGGGAGAACAUACGAACUAAUUUCUGAUGAUCCAGACUAUGCGCAAGCCGAUAAAAGUGUGCUAGAUUAUCGUUUAUCGCACAAUACGCACAGAACCUUUGCUUGUCCAACCCCAUCGGGGGACGAAGGCCUGUCAGAAAGAUGGCGCUACGGUGAAGGCCUCGACGACGAGAGAGACAACAGGAUGACAUACACUGCCUACGAUCUCGGAACGGGACCUACACGGUGGACUGGCGAGGAUGAUGGUGAAGUUCAGCUGGAAGAAGGUGUUAAGGACAAGGAUGAUGUUGCGUGGGAUUUGAUGAUGGCUGCGAUACAGACAAGAUGCAAGAGUGGAGAGUACACGACCUAG
Messenger RNA from Fusarium poae, 1578 nucleotides. RefSeq lists its product as uncharacterized. The record is from RefSeq and is a predicted model, not a curated record. The transcript has a single exon. Bases 1 to 1578 code for a protein of 525 amino acids. Lineage: Eukaryota; Fungi; Ascomycota; Sordariomycetes; Hypocreales; Nectriaceae.